Messenger RNA from Sphaerulina musiva SO2202, 6839 nucleotides. RefSeq lists its product as uncharacterized. The transcript has a single exon. The coding region runs from base 173 to 6067 and encodes 1964 amino acids. The record is from RefSeq and is a predicted model, not a curated record. NCBI's taxonomy places the organism in Eukaryota, Fungi, Ascomycota, Dothideomycetes, Mycosphaerellales, Mycosphaerellaceae.
GCAGCAGCAGCAGCAGCAGGGAGCGAGGGAGGGGGGAGGGAUUGUGGAAGCACAGGCCAUAAAAUUGCAAAAAACGGAUUCCCGUACCUCUGGUUCUCUGAAAAGAGCAUCCUGGCUCGCAGCAGAAGUUAAUCUGCUGUACCACUCUGUGUAUGCCACCCCUUCGCGUGGGAUGUUUGACAAGGCGCGCCGUCCGCAUCAGCGGGCGAGCUCCAAAUCGACAUACAUCGCUGCUACCACCGCCACGCGCCCCGUCCAUGACCCAGCACCCAUCUCGCCCUUGCAGAUGACCUUCGACUUCGAGCUGCCCCCAUCGCCAUUCGAGCCCACCACUCCCAACACCGCAACCUCGUCUGCGCGGCAGCUGAGCGAUGGAUGGCCGGCCCCGAGUAAUAGCAAGAGCGAUAGCGCGACGCGCAUCACGUCAGGAGAGUCGCGGGAGGCGGGCUGGCAGGCUGGCGAGAGCGUAGGCCGCGAGGCUGUUGACAGUGCGGGAGGAGUCGCAGCAGCAGAAGAAGGAGGAGAAGGAAGAGGAAAACAGAAUACAUUGUUGGUCAGAAAACAGUCUGUAAUGAGCCAUCGAUUGAGCACCAAUUUUGCAUUCGACGAUCUCGCGCCCAUGCCACUUCCCGACACAUCUAUGUCUCGCACGAAGGACGAAAGGCCCAAAACCGCACAUGGCAGUCACAGCGAUGAUCCAAUCAGCGGUAUGAAGAUGGAGGCCUCGCUCUUCCCAAUGCGCUCCGAUACACCCGUCUUGUCCCAGAUACCGUCGCCGCCACUGCCGUCGAUGAAUCGAUCCUUCAUUGACAGCCGAGACAAGCCAUACAGUAGUCAGCCUCCGAAGUCGUUCGCGACGCUCAAGGGGAACCAUAGCUCGCCCAACCUCCCAGGCGCCAAUGGGAAAACACCCGUGUCAGUUUCGCGAGGGCCGGCUCCGAUCUAUAGCAACAGAGCCCUCGUUCCACAAGCCAGCCUCCAGGAGCUCGCCCAGAGUUCAAAGUACAGCGGAUCCACGGCUCGCCCCAGCACUCACUCGUCCAGUAGAACGGCCGUGUAUCCUGGUGCGUCGACGACGAUAGGAAUGCCAUAUGGCGCGACAGCAGAUUCAUACCCGUUGCCGCAGCACGUCAAAACACGCCCCAAGACAUUGGGGGUCACCUCCAGUGUUGCGGGUGUCAUCGUACCGACUCAUCAUACGAGCUCCAAGACCACCUCCAAAUCGGAUUCGCGCAAGUCGGUGGUUUCGAAAAAGAAAGGCCGUCUGCUCAAUCCCAUGCUGCUGCUCCAGCGGCGGCGAAGCUCUCAAGACCCGGAUGCUGUGGAAGCGGAAAGAGCCGAUCGUGAAGCUCAAGCGCAAGCGCUCGCGAGGCAAAGGGAUGUUCUGGCGUCUGGCGUCAAGAUUCCGCCUCCUGACUUUGAUCCAAGAAUCAAAGGCAAGCUUGUGCAUGACUUCAGCGCACCGAGGGAGAAGCGACAUACAUUCGACGAAAACGACAUGCCUUCACCGCCGACUAUGCAGCAGAGCUUCGGCAAUGCACAGCCCUCGUCGCCAGCAACUUUUCCACCACGGCAUGCGUCUCUGGUCAAUCGUGGAAACAGGAGUCCAAAGGAGGGCCAACGUCGAAGUACGCACACUCCAAUCUUUGUAGAGAACUUGGACGAGAACCCCGAAUCAUCGAAACGAGUCAGCUCCAUACACGCAGAAAAUCUAGAAAACAAGGAAUUCUUGCAACGGGCAUCAAAGCACUCCACCGCAACAGCACAUUCGCAAGAAAGCGCGAUAUUGCCCCCAUUUGCUCGCCGUAGCCAGAUGCUCGACCCUCUACAAGCAAGCUACUUCCAAGACGAAGAUUCUAAGCGUUCAAGUGACCCCUCGAGUCAUAAGGGAUACAGCUCCCCUCCGAGCAAUGGCGGCGAGAUCAGCCCAGUCACUGCUCGCAGUAGUGGACAUAUUGCCAUCAGUCCUAUUUCCGCAGGUCCGACCAGCCCCUAUGGCUCCCGACCAGUCUCGCAUCUGAAUCCCGCAUUGGCCGACUCAAACGCCAGCAAGCUCUCGGCUAAUGACAGCUGGCGUAAGCCUGCAACCGAGAAGACAUUGUGGCCACAUUCAAUUGCGCUUACUGCUCCUCCACAGAACAACUCAAUUACAGAGGGUUCGGGAGACAAUUUGCCCGUUGAGGCUACUAACAGUAUAUCUGAUGUGCAGAAACCACAAUACCCUGUGCGUGGUGCCUCAAUAACGACCCCUCGCAGUCCCGGGGCGCCUGAGACAUUGGGAGCGUUGAAAUUGGAGGCCAAUACUGCAUCUCCCUCGACACAGUCCGUGCUAGACAGGACGGUAGACUUCUCCGCCCCUGAACAGUCACCAAGAUUGAUGCAGGAUGCAGCUACAUUCCACACACAACAAGCACAGCUCAAAAUGGUCGAGAAGAGAGCCUCUGCUGCUGGCCACUCACGGAGAAGUGCAGCCGUCCCUAAGAAGAACGCCAGUAAUGCAAGCAGAUUCUCGUUCCAAUUUGGUGGCGAGAGUGCCGCCCAAGAACAAGCGCUCGAAGAGAAACAUCGCAAGAUUGUGUCUCGGGAGAUCACCGAUCCGAUUGUGCGGGCCACAAGUCCUGACGAAGACGACGAUAACUACUUCGACGAGGACGCAAUGGACGACAUGGACGAGCUCGAAAUGCAAGCAUCGUCUUUCGAACAACCACGGCCGAUGCUGCAUCCUCAAUCGAAGCUGGGCACCAUUUCUAAUGCAGGCACGUCACAAAGCUCGCAAUAUCUUCAGCAAGCUCGUCAAGCUUUGCAACAACCCGACAGUGAUGGAGAAUCGUUGUACGACGAUGAAGUUCCGCAAAUUACAGAUGAGAAGGAUCUGCCAUAUGCAGAACACCCAGCGUUUCGCGCCCACUCUGCGAUGGGUGGCAACUCUCGUCACAACUCAAUGAUGACAGAUACACCUGACGGCUAUUGGCGGGACAGCACAAUCGAUUCGUACAUGCGAGACUCCUACAACCCGGCUGCGGCGCAGAGUCGCGUGUCGCGAAUGAACCCUGCCCUUGGAUCUUCCGGACUCAAUGCUGGCCACUCACAGGACUACUUGGGCGCACUCGACAGAGACAGUCAACGAUGUUCGCGUCCACAACCGCCUAACUUGGGAGUUUCCGGUCAAUCACAAGCCUUUUUGGCCACGACAACGUCAGCAAAGCCAAUGCUACCACAUCGAGACAGUGGCAAUAGCGAACGGAAUCGUGCGGUCAGCGGCUUCAGCUUCAGCACUCUGGGGGCGACGCCGAGCUCUGAACAGGUCGAUCCCCUGGACCAAGUGCACGAAGCAUCGAAGGUCGUCGGUGGACAGGGUCAGUCCGCUGUUGACGAUGACAGGCCGCAUGCAAGUACAGGUAGUCUUGAUAUGCAAACGCUGUCCUCCCAAACCACUCCAAAGCUUGCUAGUGCCCAAGACGAUCCGCAAUCAUCGACGAGCACAAAUCGUUGGCAGAUCUCCUCGACAGGGGAUGCGAACCAGCCAGGUUGGCAAAGAGAUAAUUCUGCGCUUGCCGAUAGGUUCAGCUCACCCAGCAAUAAAGUCAAUCGAAAUACUUCUGAAGCGGGCACCUUCAACCCUCUGUCCACAGUUAGCGAUACGGGUUUCGAAUAUUCAGCUCGUGGAGCGAACCCCCCCUCACCGGGCAAAGGACAGUAUGAUGGCGGUACUGCUGGGCCGCGGAUAAGUAAAGGCGAGAGCGACCUGCAGCGAAUUGGCAGUCCUUCGACCAAGACGCGCAAGAAUAGCUCGCCACCGCCGAAUACAUCUGGUCUCGGCUUGAGUAACUUCACAGCUUUCGACUUCGGACCGUCACUGACCAGCACAACUCUGGCCUCCACUGUCGCGGAUGCGAGUUCCUCUGCAGGUCAACCGCACAAUGUCUUGAAUGCUAAUUCCCCGCGAGAAGAUGGGCGGCGCCCCGUGAGCCAUACUGCGAAUGCCACACAGAAGUCAAAUGUAACGGCGGUCCCGUGCACCGAUCGUGACAGCCAGAGUGGUGUAGUCCCAGACCCACGUGGCAGGCAGAUAGUCCCAGCCUCCUCUCCGCCAAUACAUUUGAAGAAGGCAUCUAUCGCAACGACUAGUCCCGUGCCACCGUGGAAGAAAUCUCCGGAAACUCCACAGCAAGGCAUUGGCAGCCCAAGUGUUGCCACUACUUCUCAUAGAGAGCAGAGCGAGUUCGUCAAUGCGGCGAGGCCCCCCAGCAGCAACAAUGCCAACACAAUGCCGCCAGCCGCGGGUAUGGAUGUCAUCGGCAAGUCUUUUGCCAAGGAAUCGUCGGAAAGCGAUUCUCACGAUGGGAAGAAGGGCUUUCACGAUGGUCAAGAUGAUAUGUACUUCGAUGAUGGCAAUUUUGGUGAAGACUUCGAUGACGGCAUCCCCGCCGCGAGCGGCUUCGACGAGGACGCUUUCGACGACGAUAAUUUCUUGUAUAGACCCAACGCUAAUUUUAACGGUCCUCAGGGAUACGGCCACCGACAAAAGAACAGCAUUUUGUCACUGGAAAGCAUGGGCAGUGACGGGCCAUACCCAUCCUUCGCAGUGCCUAAUGCCAGCAAAGCGCUCGCGAGAAACUCCCAACUGAUGCUAGAAGACUUGCCGAUACAGGCACCUGUGGAUCCGAAGUACAUUCCACAGCGAAACCCGUCCGAAGAUGCGAAAAGGCUGGGCUUAAGCGAUAAAGCGCCGCCUGUUCCCGUGUCUGAGGGCAACCCGGAAGCCCUGUUGCGCAUGCAAAACAGCCUGCAAAAGUACCAUGCGGCACUGGCAGAAGCUGCCAAUCGAGCAGCGAGUGAAGGUCGAUUUUAUCGUCAGCCUAGUGUUGCUUCGACCAUUGCAAGCUCGGUCAACAAGCCUAACCACGUUGUGACCCAUCUCGCCGUAGAUGCGCACAGCAUGCGAGACGACGCGAGUAUGUACUCACAGAAUGAAGAUGGCGGCGAGAUUCACAUGCCUUUCGGCAAUGGCAAGAGCGCAGUGGAUCGCAGCGAUACCCAGCUGAGCCACCUAUCGCAAGCCCCAGAAUAUAGUCCUCGCAAGAUGAGCUUCGAUUUUGGAUUUGAUCAAUCUGCCAUCAGUGACUUUGGCGGGUACGAGGACGAGGACGAUGAUCUGGUAGCUGCUGCAAAUGCUGAGGUGCUAGCCAGCGACGACGAAGGCUUCUAUGGACAGGAAUUUGAGUUCUAUGGUCGUCCUAGGGCAAACUCGAUCGAAGCUCAAGCGUUCAAUGGUGGUUUCUUUGGACCCGAUGGCGAUGAUGGUUUGCAAAGAAACAAGAGCUCCCGGGAGCCCAAUCUGACGCCCAUUACCGAACGGUCGGAGUUCAGUACGCGGAACAGUUUUGUGGCUGGCAUGGCAGGCUUUGGACCACCAAGCGCUGGUGGGUAUGGACAUCCCUCACCAGCAAUGUCCCGCUUGCCUAUUACUCCGCUCGUAGAACACGACGUCAUCUCGUUUGACGAAUUGCGAAGAUUGCGAGCACAGACGUUCGGUGGGAGCAGAAGGAGUGACAAAAGCAGCUCGAAUCGCUCGAGUCAGCAUUCCCUCAGCCUGCUGAGUCCGACGAUCGAUACCAGUGUCGGGAACAGUGCAGGGCAAGGAUACGUUGGCAACUACUCUGCGCAGUAUGGCUCCAAUCCCGGCAGUGGCGAUGCCAGCAUUCCUCCCGGCGCGAAGCCUCUGCCGUUGGACGCAGGAUUCAAUUUCCACGACAGUCCGCAGUCGGCCACGUCCAGCAAUGGCAAUUCUUUUGCCCUGGAUAUUGACGCCACUCCCAAGAGAAACACGAAUAGCGUGACCGAGCCCGUCACGGCCAAGAAGGCACCGCCCAGGAUGAUGAGUCCGACCAGGCCGAAGAGCUCACACUCGAGGAGCGGGUCUGCAGCAGAUAGCAUCACCUAUGUCCAAGAGCCAGACUCGGAGGGUAGCGGUAGACCGCGAUGGGUGCUGGAGAGGAGGAGAACGAGUGAAGCAGGACAAUUGGAGCUGGUAGGAAGAGAAUUUGUGCAGGGAGGAUGGAUAUGAUGACUAAAGUAAUACCUAACUAUAAUUGCGAGAAAUGUUUCCGCCUGUCCUACUUGACUGACGAAGGUGUGCAUGGAUGCCAAUGAGGUGAACAGGACUGGACUGGCUGUGAUAUACAUAUACAUAUAUGUAUAUGUCUGGGAUUGAGCGAGGAGUUUCGGCGGCAGUGCUCUACAGCAUUGCGUGUGAGAUAUCAGCAUACCAGCCUUGGCGACUUGGGGAGGAUUUCGAGCUACAUAAUUCUGGGGUUGCUACGAAUGACAAGUCGAUGGUGUAAAGUACGCCAAGUAUUCUUUCUUUGCAGGCUGAGAAAUUGGCGUAAGCGAGUGGAAGGAGGAAGUAGGUUGAUGAUUGCGACGAAUAUGAUGUGCCAGGUACAGGUAGGUGAGAACACCUCCGACUUGAGUGUCAAGGCUCCACGAGCCACUCCAACAUACCUAUUGUAGGCAGACUGGGCUACGCGACGCGACGUACCGGAACAUUGCGGCGAACAUACCAAAAGUCAAUGUAUUGAUGAUGGGAUGCUGGAAAAUGGAAGAAACGUGGUAGACCGCGAAAGCUUGGCGUGGUCGAGCCAGACUUACUCCCACGCUCCAUCCAUAUCAGACUUUUGUGAUGGAGCUGACAUCGGCACGCUUCCCAGUGGACCACCAGAAGAACACUGCCCUUGGCGCCCUCCAAACCGUCCUAGUGUACAGUCAUCAACAAUGGAUUCAAACACCGGGGAGCCCGACACCCCCCCUCUCUCUCUCUCUCGCACACACACACACAA